Molecule: messenger RNA, 2847 nt
Organism: Passer montanus (Eurasian tree sparrow)
Lineage: Eukaryota; Metazoa; Chordata; Aves; Passeriformes; Passeridae
Gene: SLC26A11
Product: solute carrier family 26 member 11
Exons: 16
Coding region: 236-1978 (580 amino acids)
Biological process (GO): transmembrane transport
Cellular component (GO): membrane
Molecular function (GO): sulfate transmembrane transporter activity
Source: RefSeq, a predicted model, not a curated record
GCCCCGGCACCGGACCGGUACCGCACCGGCAGCAGCAGCGGGGCUCGGCGGCUCCUCCGGCCGCCCCGGCUCCUCCUCACGCCGGUCACAUGAGGCGCCCCGGCCGCUCAGAUCCGGCGCGGGCGGAGCCGCGGGCUGGGCCGCGCUGGCACUGACCCCGCCCCGGUACCGACCGCAGCCCCGCGGGGUCCCCGCUCCGCCCCGGUACCGACCGCGGCCCCGCGGGGUCCCGGCCAUGCCGCGGUCGCGGUGCCCGCGCCCGGCGCUGCCGGUGCUGCGCUGGCUCCCGCGGUACUCCCGGGCGUGGCUGCCGCUGGACCUGCUGGCCGGGCUGGCCGUGGGACUGACCGCCGUGCCCCAGGCGCUGGCCUACGCCGAGCUGGCCGGGCUGCCGCUGCAGUACGGCCUCUAUUCCUCCUUCAUGGGCUGCUUCGUGUACUGCCUCCUGGGCACGGCCAAGGACGUGACGCUGGGUCCCACGGCCAUCAUGUCCCUGCUGGUCUCCUCGUACACCUUCCACCAGCCCGGCUAUGCCGUCCUGCUCGCCUUCCUCUCUGGCUGCAUCCAGCUGGCCAUGGGGCUCCUGCGCCUCGGACUCCUUCUGGAUUUCAUUUCCUGCCCUGUCAUUAAGGGGUUCACAUCAGCUGCCUCCAUCACCAUUAGCUUCAACCAGGUCAAGAACAUCCUGGGGCUGCAGGAAAUCCCGAGGCAGUUCUUCCUGCAGGUCUACGAGACACUCCGGAGGAUUGGGGAGACCAGGGCUGGGGACGCUGUGCUGGGGCUCAGCUGCCUGGCAGCGCUGGCAGGGCUCCGGGCCAUGAAGAGCCGCCUGCCCCAAGCUGCCCCCACAGAGCCGCUGGCUGUCAGGAUCAGCUACCUGAUUGUGUGGAUCACUGCCACAGCCCGCAAUGCUCUCGUUGUGCUGUUUGCUGGCCUGGUGGCUUACUCCUUCCAGGUGCUGGGCUCCCAGCCCUUCAGGCUCACAGGCAGCAUCCCCCAGGGCCUGCCAGCCUUCCAGCCACCGCGCUUCUCCCUGGCAGCGCCCAACGGCACCGUCCCCUUCCACAGCAUGGUGCAGGACAUGGGGGUCGGGCUGGCUGUGGUGCCGCUCAUGGGGCUGCUGGAGACCGUCGCCAUCGCCAAGGCUUUUGCCUCACAGAACGGUUACAGGAUUGACCCUGACCAGGAGCUGCUGGCUCUGGGUGUUGCCAAUGUCCUGGGCUCCUUUGUCUCCUCGUUCCCCAUCACGGGCAGCUUUGGCCGGACGGCGGUGAAUGCUCAGUCAGGGGUCUGCACCCCCGCGGGAGGGCUCGUCACAGGUGCCCUGGUCCUGCUGUCCCUGGCAUACCUCACCUCUCUCUUCUACUACAUCCCCAAAGCAGCGCUGGCUGCUGUCAUCAUCUCGGCCGUGGUGCCCAUGUUCGACGCUGGCAUCUUCCGGACGCUCUGGCGGGUUAAGAGGCUGGACCUUGUGCCCCUCUGUGUGACGUUCCUGCUCUGCUUCUGGGAGGUGCAGUAUGGGAUUGUGGCUGGGGUGCUGGUUUCUGGGGUUCUCCUGCUCUACUCCAUUGCCAGGCCCCCAAUAAAGGUGUCAGAGGGGUCCGUGCUGCUGGUGCAGCUGGGGAGCAGCCUGCACUUCCCAGCCGUGGAGCACCUGAGGGACACGGUGUGCAGCCGUGCUCUGGCAGCAGCAUCUCCAGCCGGCUCUGUGGUGCUGGACUGCAGCCACGUCAGCAGCAUCGAUUACACGGCGGUGCUGGGGCUGGCAGAGCUGCUGCAGGAGCUGCGCAGGCACGGCCUCUCGCUGGCCUUCUGUGGCCUGCAGGACCCCGUUCUCCAAGUGCUCCUGUCUGCAGGCUUGGAAGGAUUCCAGCAUUUCCCCAGCUGGGAGGAGGCAGAGCUCAGGGCAGCGGAGCUGGGGGGCAGCAGGGCAGAGCCCCUCACCAGCACUGCCGAGAGCACCGGGCUCAUCCAGUGAGACCAGUUUGGGCUGAACGUCCUGUGCCACUCCAGUGACACCAGCACCCUCCCUGGGAGCCAGCUGCCCCAUCCUGGGCACGGGGAUGGACUGUCCCCCUGUCCCACGGGGAGAUGGACAGAGCAGCACCAGCCCGGCCCCACACGGGCUGUGGGACAGACCUGUUCCUUGUCACAGUGACCAGUGCAAAGCCGUCCUUCCUCCAGGGGGCUGCUGACAUUUUUUAAACGACUGUUUUAAUUCUGGACCUUUUUCAUGUUCUGGGCCGCUCCAGUGGUGACACAGGGUGAGCUCUCAAAGCUGUUUCAGGGCUGCUGUUCUGCCCUCCAAGUGGACAUGGGGGCUCAGCCUCCAGCUCUGGGAGAGGGAAAACGUCUGGGAUUGUGCUCCUUACUGAUUUUUAUCCUUACCUUUUUUAUCCUUAACUUGUCUGUGGGGUGUUGUACCAAACACUGCCCCGGGUCAGGGCUGGGCUGACACCCUGGGUCAGGGCUGGGCUGACACCCCGGGCCCUGCCGAGGGGACAGGCACGGUGACACCAGGACAGCACCUGGUGGGGCUGGGCAGGCUCGGGAAUUCCGUUUCCCUGAACGGCCCUCAGCGAGGCUGUAAUAAAUCAGAAACUGCUAAUGAGUCACUGUGAUCUCUGCCUUCCGGAGGGAAAGCUUUUUCCUUUUGUGUGGGAAGGGGAGUUAUCUUCUGGGUGCUGCUGAGCCUGCCGGGGAAAAGAAACCGAAAGCAAUCUGGGGCACUGCGGGUGAAGGGAGCCCGAGGGCGCGGUCUGCACAGCUCCGGCUGCCGGGGGUGCUGGAAGGGCGGCACGGGGGCCCGGGAGGCACACACAACUGCCGGGAUCACACACACCUGGU